AUGGAUAGUUGCGGAAGGAGUAGAACGGCAACGACACAACUAAUUGAAUUUUUACCACAACUUCAAAUAAAUAAUAAUAAAUCCACGGAGGAAAAUUUACCAUUUAAAUUAUGCGUAAUAGAUGAUGUAGGUUUGGAAAAAGAAGUUGAUAUACAAAAAUCACUGGAAGAAUUAAAAAUUCCAGUUAUCGGUACUGAUAUAAAUACCAAUUCCGUAUCGGUUUUAAUGGAUGCCGUUUACAAUUUCUUGCAAGAAUUUCAAUGGGAAAGAUUUGCCGUCAUUUACAGUAAUUCGAAAUUUAGUUCUUCUUUGGUUAAAAAUUUAAUAAAAUCAAUAAAAAAAAAUGAUUUUUGCAUACCUUGGAUGUUAAACGUGGAUGAGGAAGACAUCGGUGAAGAAUUACAAAAUGUCGUCAUUAAAUCUAAAAUUCCGUUAGUUUCUCUAUUGACAUCCGAAGAACAUUAUUUACUAUUUAAAAAUCUACCAAAGACGACGAAUAAUGACGAAGAAUUUUUUGAUAAAAAAAGAAGAUGGAAAAAUAUAAUUUUAUUCACCGACGUCGUUUCUCGUGAAGAUUUAAAAAUAAUUUCUAAUAAUAAAUCCAUGAGAGUUUUUUCCAUCGUGGCACAUCCUGAAAAAGAAAACAAUUUUGAAAAUUAUUUUAUGGAAAAUUCAAUUUUACCAGGAAUGGAAGACGAAUUAGAUUUGAUUGAAAGAACUAAAACGGUACAAAAAAUUAAAAAAAUAGGUGAAAGGAUUUCGAAAAGUUUAAUAAAAGCCGUUGAAAAAUUAUGUCACCCUACGGAAAAUCCAUGUACAAAUUUUUCAACAACUUCCGGUAGAGAAAUAAUAAAAAAUUUUCUUGACGAACCUGAUAAUUCCUGGUCUGAUAAUGAAAAAUCAUAUCAAUUAGUUGAAUAUUUAUUUCAAUUUUCCGAUAGUCAUGUUCAUUUACACAAGAAGUUUAUGAAAAUUUUUCUUCUUUAUCAAGUACUCGUUGUGAUAACGAAAACCUGUCCGAUCCAGAAUGUCGAUGUCUGGAAGCUAAAACGAUUUUUGACCAAACCUAUGGUUUAUUCGAGUCUUAGCGAUCCACUUACAGGUACAUUGGCAUGUUUAACACUUUUAGGUACAUUAUUAACUAUGGUAAUAUCACAAUAUUUUGCUACUUUUGCUGCUUUACCCAACGGAGGUCUUACAUCAGGUACUUCUGUUAUCGGCUAUGUCAUACUCAUUGGUUUGUUUUUACUUUUUUCAACAAACCUCAGCUUUUUGUUGACACCAUUAACGUCUAUUUGUGCAAUUAGAAGAUUUGCACCCAGUUUAUCGUAUGCUAUGAUAUUUUCCGGAAUGUUAAUUAAGAUUUGGACUUAUUUCCAGCAAAUCACACCUGGAAAAGCACAAGUUACAAAACCGUUCACCCUUUUGACUUAUUCUGGAAUAUUUACGUUAUUACAAGGCUUUAUUUCCAGUAUUUGGCUCAUUUUAAAGCCACCAGUAACAGAAUAUAAAAUGGGUCACUGGAUGUGUUAUCCUCCCAAUGGUUUAGAUUGUCAUUUAAUAUUGUCAAUGUCUUAUCCUAUUUUACUAUUAUUUGCAACCAUUGUUUUGUCAAUUCGUGUCUGUUCAAAAAGCAAUAAUGAUGAAUCUCGUUGGAUAUUAAUCAGUGCUUCACUCGUAUCAAUUAUAAUUAGCUUUUGGGCAGUAGCAAUAGGUACCGAAGUAUGGCAGAUGCAUCGGACAUCUUGUACAAAUUUAGCCGCAGCCACAAUAAUCCUCGUUUGUUUGUACUUCCCCAAAAUCAGAAUGCAUUCCAAAUUGAAAAAAGUUAAUAAAAUUCAAAAUAAUCCAUCGGUUCAUCCAUCGGAUAUCACAAAAAAUUGUUCAGGUAUGGCGACCAAUCCUCCUUUUCCAGUCGUUUUGGGAUAUAAUGUGGGUAACACACCUCCGCUAAUUACAGAAGAAAUAAUAGACUCUAAUUAUAUAAAUCAAGCGUAUUCGAUUGAUGAAAGUAGUGAAACUGCUUCUACACCUUUCGACAUAGAUUUAUCAUCUUAUUCCGACUUGGAUCAAGAAUCCCCUUAUACGUUUUCUACGUUUUUGGAAGAGCCACAGUCUAUAAAAUUAGUGUCUAAUGACACGAUUGACGAUCCCACUCAGAUUAUUCCUAGUGCUCUUUAUUCAAUUGACAUGUUCAAUACUGAACCUAUAGCCAUAACUUCUGAUCAUUGUCAGCCUGGUACUAACGAAUUCACACCACCUCAUAGGGCAACAAGUCAAUUGUAUUUAUGUCCUCAAACAGAUUGGGUUCCUUGA
Messenger RNA from Pediculus humanus corporis (human body louse), 2316 nucleotides. RefSeq lists its product as uncharacterized. Gene Ontology annotation, biological process: G protein-coupled glutamate receptor signaling pathway; regulation of synaptic transmission, glutamatergic. The record is from RefSeq and is a predicted model, not a curated record. Gene Ontology annotation, cellular component: membrane. Gene Ontology annotation, molecular function: group II metabotropic glutamate receptor activity. The transcript is spliced from 7 exons. Lineage: Eukaryota; Metazoa; Arthropoda; Insecta; Psocodea; Pediculidae. The coding region runs from base 1 to 2316 and encodes 771 amino acids.